AUGCUGGGUGGCUCCUCUCACCCUUACUAUCCCCUCGGGGCCGACAUUGUCGGCUAUUCGCCCAACCAAACCCCUGUUCUGGAGCUAUUGGUGGCUAUGGGUGGAGGAUGUACAGUUCUUCUCGGAUUGACCUUUGCAAUGGCCAGUUUCGUGCGACCAACUCUUCGCAUGGCGGAUAGAAUUGCCAUCUUGUGGUUUGUGCUCUCUGGGACUCUGCAUUGUUUCUUUGAAGGGUAUUUCGUGCUGCAUCAUGACCAUAUGGCCUCAGCCCAGGAUUUAUUUGGGCAGUUAUGGAAGGAAUACGCACUGUCGGAUUCCCGCUACAUGACCUCAGACACACUGGUGUUAUGUAUGGAGACCAUUACCGUGCUCCUGUGGGGGCCCCUCUGCUUCGUUGUUGCAUAUCUGACCGCAACCCGGCACUCAUUGCGCCACCCGCUACAAAUAGUUGUGUGCAUGAGCCACCUUUAUGGCGAUACAUUAUAUUAUGCUACAAGUCUGUUCGAUCACUACGUUCACGAUCGACCGUAUAGUCGACCGGAAGGUUAUUAUUUCUGGGUGUAUUAUUUCUUGAUGAAUUUCAUCUGGAUCAGAGAGAGAGAGAGAGAGAGAGAGAGAGAGAGAGAGAGAGAGAGAGAGAGGAAAGGCAGGAAAGUUGCUGACUUGAAAAUAGAUUAUCUCGUUAACAGUAUGCGGACCCUCUCGACCGCCAUGAAGAGACAGCAGGGGUCAGCCGAGAGAAAAAAAGCCCAGUAA
Messenger RNA from Penicillium verhagenii, 756 nucleotides. RefSeq names its product EXPERA domain-containing protein. Gene Ontology annotation, cellular component: membrane; endoplasmic reticulum. The coding region runs from base 1 to 756 and encodes 251 amino acids. Lineage: Eukaryota; Fungi; Ascomycota; Eurotiomycetes; Eurotiales; Aspergillaceae. Gene Ontology annotation, biological process: sterol biosynthetic process. The record is from RefSeq and is a predicted model, not a curated record. The transcript has 4 exons. Gene Ontology annotation, molecular function: steroid Delta-isomerase activity; cholestenol delta-isomerase activity; C-8 sterol isomerase activity.